AUGAUCACCGUCAACGACAUCUACAUCCUCGACAACUAUCCGCGCCUGGCAACGGCGUUAGCCUCUGCACGCUCCGGGGCGGAGUCGAUUGGUGCGGUGGUGACGACGCACCUCAAUGGAGACUUCCUAAGUCCAUGCACCUUCACCGCGCUGGACGGCGGCAAGGUCAUGUCGGAGGCGCUGAUCAGAGCAAAAAUUGACUAUGUCUGCCUCGGAAACCACGAGUUCGAUAUCGGAGCUGCGGCGCUUGCGGGCAAGAUUGGGGGCAUCCACAGCACCACGUGCUUGAACUCAAACAUCGACGGCCCAGAGCUGGUAGACUUGCCCACAUUCGCCACCGUUAGCGUGGGGGCGCGCACCGCAGUCUUUGGAGGCUACGCGACCAAUGAUCUCUCCUGCUAUCGGCCCUCAUCUCGGCCAAACGUCAGCCCGAUCGAUGCGUCCGCCUUUCGGCAGACCUGGCAGCAGGCGCUAGCCUCGCUCGGGGAGAGGGCAGCCUCUGCAGCGUUGUUCGUACCGAUGACUCAUCAGCUUGUCCCUCACGACCGCGCUUCGGCCGAGAGCCUCGCGGAGGAGGACCCACAACUCGCGGCGCUGACUCCGAUCAUCCUGGGCGGCCAUGAGCACGACAUCUUUGUCGAGACGGUCGGCCGGUCCACUGUGGUCAAGGUGGGGCAGGACGCAGAACGGAUUGGGGUCGUCGACAUCUGGUGGGAUCUCGGGGGCGAGAUGCACACGCGCGUGGAGCUCCUGCCGGCCGCUGCGUUUGAGCCGGACGGGGAGGUGCUGGCAUGGGUCUCGACGCAGGCGGCUUCACUCGACAGGAUGAUGUCGGUGCCGCUCUUCGCCGUGCCUGAGCCCGCUGUUACGCGCUACUCGUCAAAGCUAGUGCGCUUCGAGGAGUCACGGCUCGCGACGCACCUCCUCUCUCUCAUCAAGCGCGGCCUGCGCCGCGAUGGCGUCGAGCUGGUGGUGCUGCAGGCGGGCGCCGUGCGCGGCAAAGCGGAUUACCAGGCCGCACCCUUCACGCUCGGCGACCUCUUCUCCGAGCUCGCCUUCGAGUGCGAGCUCGCGCUCGUGCCUCUGCCCGGAAGGGUCCUCGCAGAGUCGGUCCGGGACACACAUGAGCUCACGGAAAUCAAUGGGGCGCCGCUGGAGCCCGACCGGCUCUACAUGGUGGCGAUCUACCAGUACCUCUUGACUGGGAUGAACAGCGUCGAGCCGCUGAUGACGUAUGUCCGCGCGGGCGGUGACGAGCGCAACGCUCUUGUGGUGUGCAUGAAGGAUGCCUGGAAAGAGUUGCUCGGCGAGCAAGCUUUGGAGAGGCCCAGCUCGACCGCCACUGACGAGGGCGAGCCGACGACUGGGGAGGAUGCCAGAGAGGCGGAGAGGCCGAGGCUGCCAUCGCGCCUGUCCCACGUCUUCGCCGACGUGGCAUGCGAUCAAUCCAAGGUGAUCCGGGAGGAUGACCUGAGGAAUUUUGUGGCGCGCCGGGGCCUCGAGCGGCGCGGUACGUUGCUCCUGGCUCACAUGAUCCAGAGUCUCGACCAGGAUGGCGACGGGUGCGUGUCUCGCAAAGACUUCGACGCCCUAGUGCAGUUAUGA
Molecule: messenger RNA, 1605 nt
Organism: Emiliania huxleyi CCMP1516
Lineage: Eukaryota; Haptophyta; Isochrysidales; Noelaerhabdaceae
Exons: 3
Coding region: 1-1605 (534 amino acids)
Biological process (GO): nucleotide catabolic process
Molecular function (GO): hydrolase activity
Source: RefSeq, a predicted model, not a curated record